AUGGGUCGGCCACCCAAGAAAAGGACGCGGACAGAUGAUGAGGGGAUCGACUUCCCAGCGCUAUCUGGAGCUGAAAUCUGGCCCAGUCCAGAAGAUUUGCAACAAUCUUCGUUAAGCAUGGACACAGUCACCUUGACAGACGCCGAUCAUCUUUGUCCGCAGAUAUUCUGGCGGCCUGGCACGAACAUGAAUUUGCCACAGUCCCAGCCUUCAGAUCUCUCCCAGCCCGCAGAUCUAUUGUCAGGUUAUGAAGACCACAACCAUGCCUGGAGGCCAGACCGCCUGAAACAGCCAAACCUUCCUGUUCCUGCAUCAUCUUCCCCUUGGCCUGAUUUCUCGGCCAUCUCCGAAGCCACAGCCAUGCCAAUGCCAUUCCCCAACCCUCCAGCUUUCCCUUCCAUGCACUCCCUCCCGCUGUCUCCUGCCACCUCUAUAUCCUCCGAUUCCACAACGUCUGGGUGUCCGUGUUUAUCGUACCUUUACCUAUCCCUCAGCCAUAUGACAUCAAUCUCCUCCUUCCCCGUCAACUCUCACACUCUAUGCUCGCUAUAUAUUGCUGCACGAACAGCACGGGAUGUGAUCCGCUGCCAAGUUUGUCCCAAGGUCUUUUCAACAGGCCUUCAAAAUAUCAUGUUCAUAGGGACUCUAUUAACAGUCACCGCGGACGCGUGGCUGCGCGUCUUGCGAGCCGACGCUGUUGAACUGGGGACGCAGUCUGCGCUUCCACAAUACGUGUCUGAGGCACUCCAAAGCCCUGACCCAGCACAAUACUGGAAAUCAUGGCUCCACCAAGUUGUUCGUCGCGCUGUCAUUGGUGGUCCCGUUGAGCCAAGUGCUAUGAUUGCUUGCUCCGAGCAGCCAGAUCUGCUGUCCAUGAUUAUUGAAAUCGAGAAUCGGCAACGCCGCUUCCAUGAACCUGGAAAACAUCCACUUGGAGAGCCAACGUCUAUGUCGGACUCGGCCCAGUCACAGGAUGAGGAUGAUCAUGGCGAAAAGAAGUUUUUAUGCCUUCGUGUGGUUGGAAGUGCCAGAGAUGUGAUCGCCAGAUUCAACUUUGAUCCUUCAGAAUAUCCCGAGGGCGUUUCGCCUGUCACUGCGGAUACUGGAGCAUAA
Molecule: messenger RNA, 1113 nt
Organism: Penicillium mononematosum
Lineage: Eukaryota; Fungi; Ascomycota; Eurotiomycetes; Eurotiales; Aspergillaceae
Product: Zn(II)2Cys6 transcription factor rglT
Exons: 1
Coding region: 1-1113 (370 amino acids)
Source: RefSeq, a predicted model, not a curated record